This is a messenger RNA of [Torrubiella] hemipterigena, 2653 nucleotides long. Lineage: Eukaryota; Fungi; Ascomycota; Sordariomycetes; Hypocreales; Clavicipitaceae. The record is from the annotation of a GenBank genome assembly.
GUGUGAGGGGCAAUUCUGUCUACAGGAAGAGGGCCCGUAGCGGCCCGCUGCCUUGUCAGCCAUUCCCGCUGGAGCUCCAGCUUCGCGUCGCUUAAGUGGACGCGACGUAAUGGAAUAGACAAUCUCCCUCUGCAGUACCGUGCCAGUCUUGCAGGUUUGGUCCUUUGCUUUCCUGACUCAACUUGGCUUUGCGACAGUUCUUUCCAUGAGUCAAUUGACGCCGCGCUUCCCCCUCUUCUUCGUCCAAACACGAUCUAUGUCGCUGCUCCAAUUGGCAGUGUGAUGCUACCCAAUCCGCGAAACAUAGUCCCUAAAGGAGUAUAGAGGCUAGGCUUUUGUGGUUAAGUCUUGGUCAUAGAUAUACGUCUACAGUCUUACUCUUCUACCUACAUUGGCAUGUUCAAGUCGGCUAUCAAAGGUACAGAACGUGGACCAUCCACCGCUCGCUACGUACAAGAACUGGGUCAAGCAAAGGAAAACAAACUUGCACUAAAUUUUCGACAUCUUCCAACUCAUCACCUAGCCUGAUCUCACUGCUCCAUAAUUUUUUUUGGAGGUCUUCCACCAGCGCAAAUCUCCCCAACGUGGAGGCCCCUUGCUUCACUACCGUUGCCACCGAGCAGACGUCAAUUAAUUUCUCAUUCUUCCAUCUUCCCUUGUUACAACUGUCGGGUUCGUCUUCUAUUCGCACUUUUUUCUGUCUUCGAGACGCCCUCUACUACGUAGGAGACUCGCCUUGAGAACUAUGAAGACUGCCGUUAUCAGCGCCUUAUUCGGCGCUGCCGUCGCCGCCUCCGCCUCCGAUGCUGCGACACCGGGCUCCGACGCCGAGCACUCUUGUUGUUCUGCGCUAGCCACCCAUGAUGCGCUGCAAGGCAAGGUCCUCGGCCCCGACUCGGAUGCCUACAAUGCGCGCCUAAAGACAUACUAUUCCGCCAACGCUGCGCAAAAGGCUUGGUGCAUGGUCCUCCCUCAGAGCACUGCUGAUGUACAGGCGCUUGCACAAAUCAUCAGUUCGCAUGAUUGCCCAUUUGGAAUCAAGGCUGGUGCUCACUCAGCCUGGAAGGGAUCCAAUGGCAUCAAGAACGGUGUCACCGUCGACCUCGGCUACAUGAACCAGACCACAUACAACCAGGCAACAAAUGUCGUUUCUAUCCAGCCUGGUUCGCGAUGGGGUCCUGUCUACGAGACCCUCAACCAGUACAACGUCACGACAGUUGGUGCGCGAACAUCCGUUGUGGGCGUCGGAGGCUUUACUACUGGUGGUGGUUACUCGUUCCAUAGCAACGCUCAUGGCUUGGCUGCUGACAUGGUAGUCAACUGGGAGAUUGUGCUUGCCAACGGCACAGUUGUAAACGCCAACAAGGAUGAAAAUGCAGACCUUUGGAAAGCCCAAAAGGGUGGAUCCGGAAAUCUGGGUUUCGUGACGCGAAUCGAUCAAGAGGCCAUCCCUGGCACUCUUCUCUGGGGCGGCUUCACCCAAUACCAUCUCAAAUACACCGAUGCCGUCUUUAACGCAUAUCUCAACUUUACCGAGCACACCGAGCCCAACACGGCUGACCAGAACAUUGUGGCCCUCUUCUACGACAAGAUCAAUGGCACUGGUGCAUACGCCAUCCGCUCCAUCCUCACCAACGCCGACGGUAUCGCCAACCGAUCUGUCUUUGACGAAUAUCUCUCGAUCCCCAACCUAGGCAGCACACUGACUGUUGGCCCGGAGUCUGAAAUCAUCCCACAGUUCACUGGCCCUACACCCCUGGGUCUCUAUGCCAACUGGUUCACAGGCAUGGCAACCAACUCCAUCGAGUCGCUAAAGUCUAUCGACGAGCUACACAAGAAAUAUGUACCCUUGAUGGAGGCCGCUGCGCCCGAUGCCACCUUCAACACACUUAUCGAGUUCCAACCCGUUACGGACACCAUGGUGGCCAAUGGUAACAAGCGUGGUGGCAACAUCAUGGGCAUGGAGCCUCUUGUCGAAGGCGGUCCCUCACUCAUGUGGCUCCUUUCGCUUACCGUGGACACUGAGGAGCACCAAAAUUCCAUCCUGCCUAUUGCGCGCCAAUUCAUCGACGCCAUCAACGACAAGCAGCGCGAGCAAAAUACGUUCCUGAACUGGAUCUACCUCAACUACGCGUGGGAGGACGAGGCUCCCUUCAAACACUACGGUCAGAAGAAUAUUAAGCUUCUUCACGACGUGUCGCGCAAAUAUGAUCCUCGUGGUGUCUUCCAGAAACUGCGCCAGACAGGCUUCAAGCUUGCGACGCCCCGAUGCCCAAAGGCAUAGACAUCAACAUAUAGUCACUAUAGACUAUUACAAAACAAAGCACCCAUAAUGAAUGAGUAAGAACAAAUUUAACAUUAUUUUCCCUAGAUAUAUUCAUUUUCUAGCAAAGCAUGUAUAUAGGUAUAGCACAUAGUUUUAGCUUGCAUUAGAUGCAUCUAUAUAUCCGCAACGGCCCAUGCAGCUGCAGCAACCCCCUAUUUGGCAUUUCGUCCCCGUCCAACCCAAUACGCAAGGAAAAGAAAAUGCCAAAUAAAAUUUUCUCCCACCUCUUCCAUCUAUUUUAAUUCCUUGGCUGUUGUUUCCGUAUUUCCCUUUACGCUGACCGUGGCUUCCAUUUACCGAUAGCCAGUGUUCCCGAAGCAGCACCGA